This is a messenger RNA of Macrosiphum euphorbiae (potato aphid), 579 nucleotides long. NCBI's taxonomy places the organism in Eukaryota, Metazoa, Arthropoda, Insecta, Hemiptera, Aphididae. The record is from the annotation of a GenBank genome assembly.
AUGUUAAUUGCCAUCAAUGAAGACGACUUAUUACCGAAUCUGAAACGUACGUCUUUCCAAUUAAUAUUAAAAGAUUUACAAUUUGAGUACGUCAAGAAAAAUCGCAACAGUGCUCUUCUCGAAAGAGAAGAUUUAAUAUCUUGGCGCCGAAAUUAUGUGUUGAAAAUAAGGCAUUACCGAGCACAGAACAGGCCAAUAUAUUACUUAGAUGAGACGUGGGUCAAUGCAGGCGAGACGCAUAGCAGAACGUGGGUAGAUACAUCAGUCGCAUCAACACGAGAUGCACACCUGAGAGGUCUCACCACAGGACAAAAGGCACGCUCCGGCAAAGGUAAGCGUCUCAUUGUAUUACACAUCCGGUCGUCAGAUUGUUUUGUUCCGGGGGGCCUUUUGUGUUUCGAAUCCAAGACCAAUUCUGCGGAUUACCAUGACGAAAUGAAUGGCGAUACGUUUUACGAAUGGUUUGUUAAGACCCUGCCAUUACUUAAACCGAACGCCAUCAUCGUCAUGGAUAAUGCUUCAUACCAUUCCGUAAAAAAACAGAAAAUACCAAAGAGGUCUUGGAAAAAACAGCUAUAA